UGGCUCCGAACCGCGGCGGGACGGAGUAAAAGGCGGAAGCGGAGGUUGGGGUGCGGGAGAAGGAGCGCUAUGGAAGGAGUCAAGUGUCCGGAGCACGGGACCUUCUGCCUUUUGAAAACCGGAGUUCGCGAUGGCCCGAAUAAAGGAAAGAGCUUCUAUGUGUGCCGAGAGGACUCUUGCAGCUUCGUGAAGACCACCGACAUUCCUGUUUCUCAUUGUUUAUUGCAUGAGGACUUUGUGGUAGAGCUUCAGAGUUUGUUUCCACUACAAGGCAAGAAAAAAUGCAGGUUAUUCUUCCGAUGCACGAGAAGCAAGGCAGAGGGAAAACACUGGUGUGGAAGUGUUCCCUGGCAGGAUCCUAAUUCUAAAGAAUAUCCUGUAACCAAUAAAUCUCAGCACACAUCUGAGCCAUUUCCUCAUCCUUCCAGUCAGCCCAGAAACCCAUUCAAGGUUCUCGACAAGAAUCAAAACCCAGCUCUCUGGAAACAGUUUGUCAAAGGGGGAGGGGAGGAAAAUAUGGCCGCUAAGAAGUCAAGGGAAAAAGGAGACCAGUCCAUGUAUCAAAAGCCUGACUCUAACUGCUCGAUGGAUAAAGAGUACUCAUCUAGUCUGGUAAUAAAGAAAAAGCAAUCUGGAAUUCAAGAGGAGGAGCAAGAAGAGACAACAGAGGAAACUAAAGGAAUUACAUCCAGACAGCACCCGGGGAAGGGGCCGAAAGGACCAUCUGUAUCUCCUCAGGAGAAGUCAGAUGGUGAGAGUAAAGAUGUUCAAAACAAAUCAGAAUCUCCAAGAGAAAAGGAAACCCAGUUUUUGCCUCAGAAGGUUCAUGGUCAGAACCAAGUAAGCCAGCCUCAAAAAGGGGAUCACCUCGGCAAGGAGCACCUCAAGAACUUGGAAGCUAAAGAAGCAAAGGCAAAGGAUGGCCCAAGCACGCAGACCUUCCAGAAAAGGCUGCCCCAGGAGCAUUUCCAGGCACCCUCUGGGACCCGGGGACCUGCUCCUAAAGGACAAGCAACACCAGGGCUUUCCCUGGGCGAGGGGUGCCCUGCUGCCUCCAGCAGUAGUGAAAGUGAGGAAGAUGACGUUUCCUGUAUCCCAGGAAGCCCCCUACUCUUUGACUCGACUAUGGACUCACCAAAGUCAGAGAACCUUCAACUCCCUGUUCAAAGUGUGCAAAGAAAAACAUCUGCUUCCUUGAACGUUUCCAAGAAGAAAGAACCCUCCGAUCCAGCUGCCCAGCGUGUGUACCUUACAACACAACUGAAACAAAAGAAGAGCACAUUGGCAGUGGUGAACAUCCAGGCUCUUCCAGACAAAGGUGAAAAGUUACUCAAGCAAAUCCAGAUGUUGGAGGAAGCACUCAGUACUCUUGCCCUCUCCCCAGAGCAAGGAGCUAGUGAGAAGAGUAACACUCAAGUACGACAGAGUACCCUCACCAAAAGUACUGUGGGCCCUCCUCACAUGGUGUCUCCCCAGCCCCUUGUGGGUCAUGAUCUUCAGCCUCUGGACCCUUUAAGGCUACAGGCAGCCUGCCAGGUAACUACUGGAGGACUCAGCCACUGCUCUGGAGAUCCUAGGAACCAAGAUCACCUUUAUGCAGUAUGGAAAAUCACAAGUGAAGCCAUUGAUAGGCUGCAUCGAUCACUGGAGUCAUGUCCUGGUGAGACAGCAGUGGCAGAAGAUCCAGCCGGCUUGAAGGUCCCACUGCUACUGCACCAGAAGCAGGCGUUAGCCUGGUUACUAUGGCGGGAAAGGCAAAAGCCACAGGGCGGAAUUCUAGCGGAUGAUAUGGGCUUAGGAAAAACCCUGACAAUGAUUGCACUCAUACUAACCCAGAAGAAUCAAGAGAAAAGCCAAAAAAGGGAUGAAAACAUAGCUGUGACAUGGCUUUCCAAAGAUGACUCCUCUGACUUUACUUCCCAUGGAACACUAAUUGUCUGUCCCGCUUCCCUCAUCCAUCAUUGGAAAAAUGAGGUUGAGAAACGUGUGAACUGCAACAAACUAAGAGUCUAUCUCUAUCAUGGGCCAAACAGGAAUCUGACUGCGAAAGCCCUCUCUAUGUAUGACAUCGUGAUUACUACUUACAGCCUUCUGGCCAAGGAGAUUCCCACAGUGAAGCAGGAGAGAGAGGUUCCAGGUGCAAACCUCAGGGUAAAGGGCAGCUCAACACCUUUGCUUCAAAUAGUCUGGGCUCGAAUUAUAUUGGAUGAAGCUCAUAAUGUCAAGAAUCCCCAUGUGCAGACGUCCAUUGCUGUGUGUAAGCUGCAAGCCCGUGCCCGUUGGGCUGUCACUGGAACCCCUAUACAAAACAACCUGUUGGAUAUGUAUUCACUGUUGAAAUUUCUCCGCUGUUCUCCAUUUGAUGAAUUCACCCUGUGGAAAAGUCAGGUUGAUAAUGGUUCAAAGAAAGGAGGAGAACGGUUAAGUAUUUUAACCAAGAGCCUUCUGCUGAGGAGAACAAAGGACCAACUGGACUCCACUGGCAAACCCUUGGUGAGGCUGCCUCAGCGUAAAUUUCAGCUGCACCGUUUGAAGCUUUCUGAAGAUGAAAAGCUGGUUUAUAAUGUCUUUUUUGCAAGAUCAAGAUCUGCUCUGCAGUCCUAUUUGAAAAGAGAUGAAAGUAGAGAUAACCAAUCUGGAAGAAGCUCUAAUAAUCCAUUCAUCAGAGUGGCCCAGGAGUUUGGGUCCAGUGGGCCUGGGCAGACCAUGGCAGCAGACUCACAGAGAUCCAGCACCGUCCAUAUACUGUCCCAGUUGCUGAGGCUCCGUCAGUGUUGCUGCCAUCUUUCUUUACUGAAGUCGGCCCUGGAUCCUGCAGAUCUGAAGAGCGAAGGCCUUGUCCUGUCCCUAGAGGAACAGCUCAGUGCUUUGACCUUGUCCGAACUCCAUGAUUCAGAGUCGUCUCCUACUGUUUCCCUCAAUGGCACACCCUUCAAGGUGGAACUUUUCGAAGACACACGACAGAGCACCAAGAUAUCAUCUCUGUUGGCAGAGUUGGAGGCAAUCCGAAGAAACUCAGGGUCCCAAAAGAGUGUCAUUGUCUCUCAGUGGACCAGCGUGCUGAAAGUGGUAGCACUGCAUCUUAAGAAGCAUGGAUUCACUUAUGCCACCAUUGAUGGCUCCGUCAAACCCAAACAGAGGAUGGACUUGGUGGAGGCGUUUAACCACUGCAGGGGCCCUCAGGUUAUGCUAAUCUCUCUCUUGGCUGGAGGUGUUGGUCUAAACCUAACUGGAGGAAAUCAUCUUUUUCUUCUGGAUAUGCACUGGAAUCCAUCACUUGAAGAUCAGGCUUGUGACAGAAUUUAUCGAGUAGGGCAGCAGAAAGAUGUUGUCAUACACAGAUUUAUUUGUGAAGGAACAGUGGAAGAGACCAUCUUACAGCUCCAGGAAAAAAAGAAAGAUCUGGCACAACAGGUUCUGUCAGGGUCUGGAGAAUCUGUCACCAAGCUCACCUUGGCUGACCUCAAAAUCCUUUUUGGCAUCUAAGGUCCUGUCUAUAGAGUAUAGAAUAGUGCCAUUUCUGAUGUGGUGGGGUCCAGGACUAAAACCCUAGCACGAUCCCUGAGCUCUGUUCUUGCGUUCCUUUUCACCUUCAAGCCUUAACACUCUCCUCUCAAAAUGGGGAAUAAUCUUAUCCCUAGAAUUGAGGGUGGGUUAUCAUAUUCAACAAUCAGCACUCAUGUUAAUCAAUCAGUUUAUUUGAAGAAUGGCACAGAAAUUAAUCCAUUUUUUCAGAUAAACAAAUGCCUUGGAGCUACAUGGUUUUGAAGACCAUCUCUCACAGAAUUGGAUUUAAGCUUCAGUAAAGCUCAAAAAACCCUCUGUUGCUUCUCCGUCCUGAGCUGUUGGGAAAAGCAGUGUUAUUACCAUCCCCGACACAGACUCCACUCAUCUUUCCAUCUCUUGGUGCUGGUGAGGCUGCUCCUGUGACUGUCCCUCUGGGCUGAGCAGAGUCGAUCCCCGUGGCCAGCCAUUCUCUGCAGCCAUUGCAAUCCAGGCGGUUCUCCCUCUCAGGAUUAAUCUCAGGGAGGUGCUUUGCAUAUAAAUAGAUGUUAAGUAUCUGUGCCAUUUGUACCAGCAUGACUUUUUGGUAUUUACAUCAUUGUUUCAUCUAGUAGUAUAUCAAUAUCAAAUGUCAUUUAGGUUUUGUUGGUGAUGGUGGUGGGGAUUGAACCCAGGAGUGCUCUACCACUGAGCUACUCACCUAGUUUUUGUUAUUUUUAAUUUGAGACAUUCCUAAAAACUUACUUUCCUAAUUUCUGCUAGAAAGAAUCGUGUAGUUCUUCCCAGAUAGAAAUAUUCCCUCAAAGUUGGAUAAAGAAACAAAACCCUGUGUUAACACAGUCACAGUAGGGACUGAGACACUGUAGUGUUCAAGUAAAGCUUCCCUCUAAGGACCAGAUAUUAAAGGCUUAUAAAUAUAAUGGGGCCCUGGUGGGAAGAAUUCUGAUCUGGGCCUUUGACUCAGCUCUAAUUCUAGUUUCCCAUUAGCUGGGCUGCCUGGUCAGCGUUGGAGAUCCAGGGUGCUCCUGGGGCACACUCCUGCAUGCCCAUGCCUUUCUUGGAGGCCACAGUGUGGGUGCUUUCCUGGAGCUUGGGGGGGAGCUGGGACUGGUGAGCCUCCUGUGCCCCAUGUCAUUUUGUGCCUGGCUUUACCUUAGUUCCUUCUGCUUUAUGUUCUAGUGACUUGAGCACUCCUCAUCCAGGGCAAAGUAAGGAGUCCAGGACAGGGAUAAGGACCCUGGGUCAUGGCCGGAGGAGUGCCCAGCAUUCACUGGGCACAGAGCGGACUGAGCGGGUGUCCCUGGCCUGACUUCAUCUUGGUGUCAGUGGGAGCCCCCAGGCAGAUCCCUGCACAGAAUGGGCAUGUUAUUGUGUAUCUCACUGGACACAGGACUCAUCAGUGUUUUUAGGCCAUAAACUUCAAGAAAAAGAGAACCCUAACAAAAAAUAGUCAGCAGAGGGAUUGUAUUAGAUGAGUCUUUGAUGAGGUUUCUGGAUGUCAUAAGCCUCAGGAAAGUAAUGAUGGCCUCUGAGAGCUGAUGGUCUUUGCAUACUGUGCAGGUUACCAAUCCUUAGUAACCCUCCCGGACCUCGCCCUACUCCCUGCUUGGUGAGGAUAUUUUUCUUGAGACUCAAAUGAUGCCAUCCUCUGGUUGACUUUAGCCUCCAUCUGGAGCAGGGAACUAACUGUUUUUUCCAGAAGCCUAUUUUUUAAUUCAUGCAUGAGGCUUUUUCCUGAGUGAGACGUUUACAAGAUCAGAUAUAUUCAUUUUCCCCAGUGAAAUGACUCACUUUGGACCAUUUUGCAAAUGGAGGACUUUGCUUCUUGUUCUCCAGGAUGGCGCAUCUGCUUUUGUCUCCAUUCAGAUGGAGGCUCUGGAAGCUCCCAAAUUUGAGUCAUCCUAUAAUGUAUUUAUGGGGGAACCUGGAAGAGAAAAGGGUUGUAGAAUCUGGAUUCUGAAAGGAAUACAGAGGGCUGGGUAUGUUGCUCAGAGGUAGAGUGCUUGCCUAGUAUGCACAAGGUCCUAGGUUUGCUCCCCAGUACCACAAAAAAAGAAACAAAACGGAAGUGUGUGGAGGCUGGGAAAGAGCAUUGCAACUGUAUAUAUUUUUUUUAAUGUAUAAGAAAGUUUAUUAUCCCCAGUUAUCAAAAUGUGUAUUAUCCACACCAACUCUGUUUAUGGAAGUGGGCUGGCCAGGUUGGACAAAUGUAUGACCUAAUUCACACCAAUAGAGAUAGCAUUUCAGAUUCAUCACCAGAGGAGGAAAGGAUGGCAAAUCCCUGGCUGCCAUUUCCAGCACAGCGUAUAAGUCCUGGAUGUAAACUGUGUUUUUCUAUGGAAAUUUAUUUUUUCUUCUUUAAAAUUAAAAAAAAAAAAUCAUUGUCAGUGCAUCUACUUACCUAGAACAAACACUUCUUGAUAAAAAGUCCAAGACAGACUCCAAUACAUUAAUACUGGGUGAUUUCAACACACCUCUCUCACCAGUAGGCCAUUCACACAUAGAUUAAGUAAAUACUCUUCAGACCUAAAAAAUACUAUCAAUCAAAUGGGCCUAACAUGUAUGAAGACUCGAAUUGGGUGUAAACAGAUACACACACACACAUACAUACACACACAGAGAUAUGAAAAAUUGUGGUAUAUAUGUGUAAUAAGAAUUGUAACGCAAAAAAAACACCAAAAUACAUGUAUAAAUUGGCGUGAACGAAUCGGCGUGAACAUACUCUAUAUACAAAGAUAUGAAAAAUUGUACUCUAUAUGUGUAAUAAGAAUUGUAAUGCA
Messenger RNA from Marmota monax (woodchuck), 6284 nucleotides. RefSeq names its product transcription termination factor 2 (gene Ttf2). The transcript has 23 exons. Gene Ontology annotation, molecular function: ATP binding; ATP-dependent chromatin remodeler activity; zinc ion binding. The record is from RefSeq and is a predicted model, not a curated record. Bases 70 to 3486 code for a protein of 1138 amino acids. Lineage: Eukaryota; Metazoa; Chordata; Mammalia; Rodentia; Sciuridae.